This is a messenger RNA of Fusarium coffeatum, 1275 nucleotides long. RefSeq lists its product as uncharacterized. NCBI's taxonomy places the organism in Eukaryota, Fungi, Ascomycota, Sordariomycetes, Hypocreales, Nectriaceae. The transcript has a single exon. The coding region runs from base 1 to 1275 and encodes 424 amino acids. The record is from RefSeq and is a predicted model, not a curated record.
AUGGCAGCGAUAAUCGCUGCGGUCGGUUCGGUUAUUGGCUAUGUUGGCGCUGAAGUUGCCGAGGAGUCUCUUUUCGAGCGCAUCCUCUGGCCACAGCGCUUUUACAAUGUUUUGGACUUUACCACGGCGGUCAAGCUUACGAUACUGACGCCCAUGGGCGGACCAUUACACCGCGCUGCGAUAGGUGUACUUGACCACUUUCGUCAGCACGGUCUUUAUAGUGGCCGCGCUGUUGGUACCAUGCUGGGUACUGCAUUCUUUCCUGACCGAGGUGUGGCUUAUUCACACCACAACACAGCCACAGAAAAGGAGAGAAACAUCCAAAAGCAGUCUCGUAACUGCAUUUGGGUGGAGGUGCUCAGGCAUAUCAAGCCAGGUACGCAAGCAUCCACAACAGUAUCCAGAAAUGCGGCAACGCCAGGCAUCGAAGCACAGGUUAUGCGCAAGGUCAAACGUUCAGUACACCCUGUGUUCCGACUGCGGCUUGAAGUCAUAGCAGUGGAUGCGCUACCUCAGAUGGCAACCGUGAUAAAGGAGAACCAUUUCACUAUUUGGAUGAUGCUCGGUGUGCUGCUGAGCGAGCUGGUUAGCGUCGGUGUUGCCGUUGCUGUUGGUGCGAUAGGGCGCUACUAUGUUUUCACAGCACUGCUUGGAAUUCCGAUAGUCUUCAAGCUGCUCGCUAUUGCAGUAUCGGUACAGAGGGAAGACUUCCAGCUGGAUCAUCUACUACCGAAAACAUUCGACCCAACACCUGCGAUCGGCCAACUCCCACCUGAGCCGACACCUCCUGCAGAAUCUCAGCUUCAGUUCUUCGAGCUCCUGGACCCCAAAACUGGUAUCUCUCUUAUUGAAACCUCCCAUCCGGAUAUUCUACACACCUUCACGCGUCAUUACGGCCAUCCGCUGCGCGCCACCUCGCUCGAUCGCACCAUGGAAAUAUUCAACAUUGUCAUUGUCUAUGUGUUCGCACUCAAGUUCCCAGCUGAGCUUAUAGCGCUGGCCUGGGCGCCUGAGGUCGUCCAGUGGAUGUGGCUCGCUUAUCAGGUGUAUGCUGUUUCAGCCAUGCAUCUCGCACGUCUUGUCGGGUGGACAGGCUGCGGACGUACCGAAGGAUUGCUUGCAAAGGUGCUGCAAGACAACGGAAUUGCAUAUCUUGCGUCCGGAAACGGCGCUUCUGUUGUGCGCGCAGUGUUGGACGUCGAGGUAUUUGCUGGUGUCGCAGAGGCUGAAGCCAGAAGACAAGAAAUCUUGAGUGAGAGUCUGCGCCUAAAGUAG